Messenger RNA from Clunio marinus, 1438 nucleotides. The record is from the annotation of a GenBank genome assembly. Lineage: Eukaryota; Metazoa; Arthropoda; Insecta; Diptera; Chironomidae.
CUUGACAUGUCAAAUUAACCCUGCGUAGAACUUCUAAAAAGAACACUUUCUCAGGAGGUCACGUGUAAAAAUUAAAUUGAAUUUAAUUAAAUUAUUUUUGAAGUAUUAAUAUACCAAGAAUAUCAUUAAAAAUGGAAGGUGAUGCAGAUCCAACCUUACUUGAAAAUAUUCCCGAACCAGAUUGGGAUUAUAUAAUUUCACAAGAUUUGAUGCUAUCAGAUAACUUGCCUCUACCUGAACUAAAUUCAAAUGGUAUUGAAUCAUAUUUUACAAGUUUGUCAUCACAUGACUUUAGCGAAAUCGGCAUAUUUACACAUUCAGAAGAAAUCAUUUCACACGAUUAUGAAAUUCCUGAAAUUGUUUCACAUGAUUUUAUUGGAAAUGGCGUCCCGAUAGUUUCGUCAAGUACUACUGAUGAAGAGAACUCGAAAGAAGAUUCAAACUUAUUGCUUAUUACCAUACCAGAGCAUUUACAAACAUCGCAAGUUUUCGAAUCUUUUCCUUCAGCUCACUUAAAUUCCCAAUUGAUCCAAAAGAUUUCAAAUUCAUCCUAUGGACAUGAUGGCGUUUUUUUACAGAAAUCGAAAAAGAUGUCAACUGAGUCAGAGUUCACAAGAUGCACGCCACUUCAUGUUAUUCAGGAGAAGAUUCCAAUGAAAAAAUCGAAGACAACUGAAACUAAACCUUGUCUUGGUGAUAAAAAUAAUUCUGGGAGACGAAAGCAAAGUUUUCAGCUGACAAGAGAAGAUGGAAUCGUUUUCUACGAUGUUCCAAAUGUGGGAACACCACAAAGACACGAGCGUCAUAUGCCGAGAGUUCUUGACGACUCAUUCAUUUGGAUUAACCCUGGAGAAAUAUCUGAUGAACCAAAAUCACCAUCAUCAUCAACUUCUCAAAACAGUGUUCAAUGUUCAAAAUGUGAUGGCGUUUUCAAAAAUGUAUCUGAACAUGUCUGCAAGAAAGAAAACGAAAUUAUACAAGAAUCAGAUGACAUUUCUCCAGUCGUUGUCGAUGUUUUAGAAAACGUCACUGAAACCAAACUCUUCAAAUGCUCGAUUUGUAUGGAAUCAUUCGAGGAAGGCGAAAGUCUUAAAACACAUUUAGAUCAACAUGCAAAUGGUCAUCGUUUUCAAUGUGAAAUAUGCAAGAAAAAAACUUAUAAGCUUCAUAAAAAUCUUAAGGCCCAUCAAAAGUACUGCUCACGAAGAACAGAAGAAGCCAAAUCAGAUUCAGACAGUCCUGAAACAACCCCACGAAAAAUUAUCACCCGUUCAUCCUUGAAGUUAAAAACAAAGUUGAAAAAUACGUAGAAAUCAAGAUAAAACCUUUUUUUCUAAAAUGUGAUUAUAUUUAAUGAAACAUUGAAUCAAAUCUAUAUAAAAUAAAUAAAAUAAACCAACCAAAUGUGUUGGUGAGAUGAACACUUUGCAUAACAUUU